UAUAAGUGAAAGCAACUGAGACUUGGAAUUGUAAUGGGAUGUCGUGUACUGUCGCUCGUCUACGCAGAAACCCCUGUCGUGAAAAACCUGCGAAGAAUGCGUGCUGGCGCGAAUCGCGCGAAUCGACGGGCUUCAAUGCGCAGCACCAAUGUAACAAUGUUCUGCGCUCGGGCGGCAGGUCACACCGCCAAUCUAGCAGAAAAUCACCUGGGUCGCGCCAGAGUACGCCAGCAAACCUGCGAAGGAGCCAGGCUCUAAGGAGGUCGAUUCCGCUGCUAAUCGUCAACAUGGUUUUCCCUGCGUUAUACAGGCCAGCCGAGUAAUGGCUCGCAUUUCACGCGAAUUGUCUCCAGUCAACGAGGCCAAAAGAACUUCCCAAGGCUGGCAUGGAAGAAUGUCGAGGACUGGCAGGGAAUUGCGCCGUAAUGUCUCAAGCACCCGCUGCCCUGUACAUGCCUGGAAGAGACAGCGAGCUCAGCGGGGUUGUAUCAUGCCAGGAAAAAAAACAAGCCAGUUUGGGACGCCAAGAACUGCAACGGGUUUGGCAGCAGAACGCACGCAGAGAGAAAGGAAAAGGAAGACGAAUUUCAUUUCUGAAGGACAGCCUUCUGCGUGUCGCGAAAGGUCAGUGCCAAUCCAGGAAGUGAGGUGGAAGUAUUCGUCGGUGACGGGAUGUAUUGGCAGCGCUGUCACCACUGUGUCAUCACGUUCGGUGCGGCAGUGGACUGCCGGCAAGCGGAUAUGGCCUCUACUUGUGCUGAAAAGCCACAUAAGCCGACGUACAGCUCGGGGCUAGUAGCAACAAUUUCCAGUAAGCGACAGUACCUGGGCCUUCGUUUACUGCUGCUUCUGGCAUUGUUUCUUCCGGCGCCGACUCGGGCCAGGUAUGGAUCCUGGCAGUGCACGGCCAACAAGAAGGUGGUCAGCCGCGGCGACUUUCGUAGCUACCGCUUCGCGCCCGUCCUGUCGCCGCGCAUACGGGCCUUCCGCUGGUCGACCGCGCUGCACUACCUGAACAACCUGACGUGCGUGUACCGGCUGCGCGCGCCCUUCGGCCACCACAUCUACUACGAGCUGCCGACGUUCGACCUGCACUCGAACUGUCGCGGCGACAACGUGCUGAUCGCCGGCGGCGACCGGACGCACCGCAUGCUGUGCGGCAGCGGGCGCCGCCUGCUGCACCCGUACGGCAUUGUGCGCUCCAGCGCCGUCACCAUGAAGUUCAGCACGGACGCCAGCGGCACAGCCACGGGCUUCUCCGGCUUCUUCGCCGCGUUCAAGCCUCACGCAAACCUUGACCUGGCAUCUCUGAAGGCUGGCAAGGCGCCAAUACGAGCCAAGCGAGAAGAGCAGGCGGGGGACGAUGAUGACCAGUACAGUGAACCUAAGACGGCAGUCGGUGAGAUCAACCUGCAGCAAAUGCGUGUGCUGACCGGAGAGGCGUCGCUGGACAGCUACUGCCGCAGCAUGAAGCGCUUCGGCUGGGAGCUGGCCACCUCCAGCUGCGUGAUCCACUCCGAUCCGUGGAGCGUGCCGUCGCGGUCGCUCACGCACGCCUACCGCUCCAACAGCAACGACGACGCGGACUUCUAUGACGCGGCCAUCCGCGUGCUAUCGCGGCGCAGUGUGCCCGGCAAUGUCAUCUCCGAUGUACCUACAUCCAGCUUGCCCAGCCACGCCCGAACGACUGCGAAUCCGCUAGUGCAAGCUGCUGUCCGUCGGCACGUACGCAGGCAACGCGAAGAGGUCGCCCGCGACACAGGCCAGAUCCCCCGUGCCCAGCGUAGCAGUUCUCGUAUGCGAUGGCAAUAGAUGCAUUAUUUCUAACAUAGCCUAGGCAUUGUGCAUAUUCUUGCACCUUAAAACCCCAAAUUCGGCUACGCAAUGGGUCCACCCCAUUGUCCAUGCGGAUCCACUUGAAAAUAUAAUUAAUUUAUAAAAAUGAUUUAUUUUUAUUUUA
This is a messenger RNA of Sycon ciliatum, 1960 nucleotides long. RefSeq lists its product as uncharacterized. The record is from RefSeq and is a predicted model, not a curated record. NCBI's taxonomy places the organism in Eukaryota, Metazoa, Porifera, Calcarea, Leucosolenida, Sycettidae.